Messenger RNA from Macrosteles quadrilineatus (aster leafhopper), 4928 nucleotides. RefSeq names its product sphingomyelin phosphodiesterase-like. Gene Ontology annotation, biological process: sphingomyelin catabolic process; ceramide biosynthetic process. The coding region runs from base 150 to 2219 and encodes 689 amino acids. The transcript has 15 exons. Gene Ontology annotation, cellular component: lysosome. The record is from RefSeq and is a predicted model, not a curated record. Gene Ontology annotation, molecular function: acid sphingomyelin phosphodiesterase activity. Lineage: Eukaryota; Metazoa; Arthropoda; Insecta; Hemiptera; Cicadellidae.
GGCUCCUUGUUUGUAUAUUUUCCAGGCAUCCUAGUAUCAGCUUUCUUUUUUCUUUAUGCUACAGUCACCUAAUUAAAAAAUAAUUUCUAGGUCACAUGAAUUGACUUUUUUGACACCAAAGGACUUAACAAAUAAGGCUUCAGUUUGCGAUGUGUCGUGGGAUGUUUCUUGUCUUCUUUUUCUUCAUUUCUACAUUGCUCGGCACAUCACAAGCGGGCCCCACGUGGACGGCUAAGGUAUGGAACACAAAAGAGUUCAAGACAUGGCAAGAGUACGCACUCCUGAGCAACGAGUCAGAUGAGAACCCUCUCUUGUCCCCGAGAAGUCACAACUUGCCACAUCGGAGUGAGGAGGAGAUGGAAAAACAAACAUUGGAGGCCUUCCGCUCACUCAAGAUGAACUACACGAAGCUGCUGCAUACUCUGGACGCAGGGCCAAGGUCUGGCAGACACCUGCCUCGUAUUGUAGACAAGGCUCUGCGCCUGAUGAACCUCAAACAGGUGGUGCAGGAGGUGGAGACCAGUGUCAUGUCGAAGGUGUCCUGCACAGCUUGCAAGGCAGGUGCGGGUCUGCUUCAACACUACAUCAGAGGGGGCAAGACGAGAGAUGAUAUUGUCAAAAUAACGUACCAGUUCUGUGUGAGUCUCAAGCUUCAGACGCCUCGGGUCUGUGAGGGAAUCACAGAGCUGUUUGGGGGAGAAGUGGUUUACGUGUUGAAGCGUCUAAAGAUCGGCCCUGAAGAGAUCUGCAGCUUUGUGAUCGGAGAUGCUUGCGGAGAUGUGGAUAAUCCCACUCACGAGUGGCAAGUGGUAUUUCCUCCAGUGCCCAAGCCUCCUGUUCAAGCCGCAACUCCUCCGUCGGCAACUGCUGCUACAUUCAAGAUUCUACACAUCUCAGACACACACUAUGACCCGUACUACCAGGAGGGUACCAAUGCUGAUUGUAAAGAGCCGUUGUGUUGCCGUCUGACCAAUGGCCCGGCCCCUACACCAGCAGCCGCAGCGGGGCGAUGGGGCGACUACCGCAAGUGUGACUCUCCCAAGCGAACUGUCGACCACAUGCUACAACAUAUCUCCAGCACACACCCGGACAUUGACUAUAUAUUGUGGACUGGUGAUCUUCCGCCUCAUGACGUUUGGAAUCAAACCCGAGACGAGAAUCUGAUGGUCCUGAAACAAACAGUGGAGCAAAUGACAACAUUAUUCCCAGGAAUCCCCAUUUUCCCUGCUCUGGGAAAUCAUGAGGCUGCUCCAGUUAACAGUUUCCCACCUCCAUUUGUCCAGAACGACUAUGGUAUUGACUGGUUGUACUCUGCGCUAGAUAAGGAGUGGCGCAAGUGGUUGCCAUCGUCGGUGUCACGCACGGUACGUCGAGGAGCCUUCUACAGCGUCCUGGUACGACCGGGCUUCAGAAUCAUCUCACUCAAUAUGAACUACUGCAACAAUAAGAACUGGUGGUUGCUCCUUAACAGCACGGACCCAGCUAAGGAGUUGCAGUGGUUCAUUUACGAGUUACAGAGUGCUGAGUUUAACGGAGAGAAAGUUCAUGUCAUCGGACACAUUCCUCCCGGACACAGUGACUGUCUGAAAGUUUGGAGUAGAAACUACUACGCCAUCAUCAACAGGUAUGAAUCAACAGUCACGGCACAGUUUUUCGGUCACACUCAUUACGACGAGUUUGAAUUGUUCUACGAUAACGAGGACCUUGGACGAGCUAUCAACGUGGCUUUCAUCGGACCUUCAGUGACGCCUUACAAUGACCUGAACCCUGGCUAUCGGAUAUACUACGUGGACGGAGACCAUGAUAAAUCAACCAGGAUGGUGGUGGACCAUGAGACAUGGAUUAUGAACCUAAAGGAAGCCAACUUGUACGACUACCCCAUCUGGUACAAGUUGUACAGCAUGAGAACAGCCUUCCAGGUACCCAGCUUGCUACCCCAGGAGCUAGAUACUCUGGUCAACAAACUGGCCGAGAACCAGACAGUGUUCGACCAGUACUACAGAUACUAUUGGAAGAACUCUCCGGUGCGGCCAGCCUGUGACGCUGAGUGCAAGAAAAGGUUGAUCUGUGAUCUAAGGUCCGGCCGAUCACACGACCGCCGCACUCUUUGUCAGGAGAUUGAGAGCCGCAUUGACGCCAACACUCGCACCGGCUGGCGUGCCUGGCUCUACAACGGCAUCGCUCUAUCGGAAGAGCUUCCUCACGUUCUACAGGUCUAGAUACAACUUUGCUGGUGGUUGGCUCUCUCUUUUGGAUGUCCAUGAUCAUGGCGAUACCAGCUUUCACCUACCAAAUCCCAAAAUUUGUCAUGGGUUUUGGGUAAUGCACCGAAGUUUUACCACCAACGGACUGUGAUGAUUUCUCAACCCAACCAACUCUACAAACUUGGACACCAAUAAUUUUACUGUUGGAAGCCUUAUAAAUCGUGUAUGGCUUUCACAAAAUGUUAACGUUUUUAUAUCUGUAAGAUACAAUUUUUGUGUUUUGUGAAAAUUGUGAAUGAUCAGCGUAAUCUCUCAGUUAACUUAUUUAAUGUUGUUAGAUCAUUGUAAAUCUGACCAAAAAUGUCAACGUGGAUUGUUUACAAUUUUGACAUUGACAGAGAGGGACGAUUCUUUUAGUUGUUGAGGAUAUGUGGACAAGACUGGACACACAAUGAUAACAUUUUAAUCUGCUGAUGAUAUAUAUAUUCCCUAUAAAAUUUAAUUUGUGCUGGAAAACUGUUCUAACGUUAAUUUAAGACUUACCUAAAUUAAGAUACAGUACAACUGUUUUUUUAGUCAAGGCAUAGGACUGUUGUCCUGAAGACCUGGCUCGGAUUCCAUUCAUUCACAAAUGACUUCCAGUUAUGUGAUAAUUGCUGUGAAUGUUUAGGGCUUUUAGUAAUGAAAUACCUAUUUGUGUAUGAAGAGCGCAAAGUAUCAUUGAACUGUAGCGCUCAAGAACUGUAGAUGGCGGUAUGAACGCCAACAGUGAAAUCAGCUGAUUUAGUGAUUUUCUGAUUUAGCAAUCAGGAAUGUUCAUCUAUUUUGUGUACUGUAUUUAGGUGUGGCAAUGUGAUUAUAUCCAUGCAGUGGUAGGAAAUAGUUAUUUGUGCAACUAGUGAGCAAAGGGAGCAAUUGACUCACUCGAGAGAAAUGCUUACUCACGAGCCAUAGGCGAGUGAGAAAUGUUUCUCGAGUGAGGCAAUUGCACUUUGCACUCGAGUUGCACAUUAUAUUUUUCCUACAGUUACCAUAAAACAAAUAAAUUGGUAAAGAAACGUGACAUAUUUUUAUACAGAAGUGAACUUUUAAUAUUACAUUAAUGAUACAACAGUACAACAGCUGACCAGCUGAUUUACAGCCAGUGCUGCCAACGUAUUUCGGGCGCACUGCAUGUUACGCGCUCACUAUUUCGUGCCUUCACGUUGCAAAUCUGGAGUGAGUGCGACAAUGUUAACAUUGUCUCACUGAUGAGCAAAUUGGCCACUUUGCUUUCUCAAAUCAGUGAGAGAACAUGUACAUUGUUUGUUAGGUAACUGUAGGAAAAAGUUAUUAUUUUACAAAAACCGAUCUGUUUGGAGUAUUUUAUUACCACCAUUGCAGAUUGCUUAGUUACAGAAGUUGGUAGCUAAGAAUGCUUACACCGCAAUUCAUUAUGUGUCCAUUCCCCACCUGUAUAUUCUCAAUUUUUGUAUAUCUUAACUUAUCUGGAAAUAGUGGAAAUUGUGUUAUAUUGAGCAUUUUAAACCCCCAAUAGAGUUUCUUAACGUUGGCCAUUAUUUAAUUUUACGAAAAGAUUAUUUCUACUGCAUUUUUAACUUUGUUUGAUGGAACAGUGUUUUAUCAUUUUAAAGUGGUAUGAGGUUUCCAGAUCCCAGAAACUAGAAUACUGAAAUACUUAGCUUUAGCGCUUUAGAUAGGGUAUCCAAUGUUUUUUUUUGUUUUUUUGUAUGCUGUUUAUUUAUUGCUCACUUACAAUACAUUAUUUGCUGUCAAAGCAAUUUAUGUGUGAAAUUAUUUAGUCUAUAUUUACCAUUGUGAUAUACCAGCCAUUUUGUGUAAAAUCACUUUUACAAGUUUUUUUUAUUUGAUUGUUUAAUAUUGUUCUCUUAUAUUUAUUUAGUAUCUCAGAUACUGCUUUACUUUACAUACUGUUUUGGGGUAUUAUUUAAAUAUCUUUAUUAUGUUAAAGGGGAACUACACAAAAUGUGAACCCUUUUUUAAUAGGCCUUACUGUUAUUUUUAUAUUUUGCAGCUUUCAUUGUUUAACCUGUUAUUAUUGUUUUUAAAACAAACAUGCAUUUUCAUUCCACCGGUGUAAACAUUAAUUUUUUAUUGUGUCCAUAUAUGUAAUCCACUACAUUGGGUUUUAUUUCAAAAACUAAAUUUAAAAACAUGUAUAAUGUUGAUCAAGAAGUUAUUUUUUUUUCAAAGUAAAGAUUAUGUACCUAUUAGAAAGCUUUUUCUGGCAUGUUCUGCAAUAAUCAAGUUUAGUAAAUUGCCUACUCGUUUAAAGGUUAGUAUAAUUACACUUAGGCUAAUAUAGUUUUAAACUGAUUUGUUUAUCAAAUUUAUUUAUUGUGGACCAAAGAUUUUAACACAACAACUUUCCUAGCCUUUGAAAUUUAAAUCUUGUUAUCAAAUGAUAAAGUUAACGGAAAGAGGAAGUUUAUUGUUAUGUUAUCAAAGGAGAUUUAGACUUGCUUGUUAUUGUUAAUGACCUCUAGACAGUUGAUGUUAUCAUUUUAGGGUAAAAAAUUCUAAAAUUAAUUGACUUCAUGACAAGGCUUAGCAUUUCUUUUGUGUAUAAAAAUAAUUUAACUAUAUUUAAUUAGUAUUGCUGAUAGACUUAACUCUGUUGUUUAUUUGGAUUAAAAUCUGAAACCUGUAUAAAUUUGUAUAAAUGUAGUUAUAUUUUUAAUAAAUAUUUAUUUAUUUAUUCAA